AUGAGUUUUCGACCUCGUCACUUAGCGGCACCGCCAUCCCCUCCACCUCAUGGACAGUCAGCAUGCUUUGAUUCUGUAGUCCCUUCAGUUGACGAUUGUAGAAGCGAGCCUGAGCCCCCGCCACCAUGGAUUAACCCCAAUAGGCCGUUACGACACCUGUCCUGGCGCUCACACUAUGGCUCGUCGAGUUUAACAACAACAACAACAGCCUUAACCCGACCUACCAUCAAUACUUCUCGACAGUCAAAUAAAAACCUUUCCAUUGGAGCCUACGCUGCUUUACUGUCUCACGUGGCCAAUGAGUUACGACAACGCAUCGUGCUCAACGAUCGUCUCAAGGAUGGCAUCGAGUACAAAAAUGCUUUCGAUGGGCAUGAAGCAGUGGAUAAACUGCUAGCCAUAAUCGCUACGAAAGACCGUAGCCUGGCAGUGCGUGUUGGGCGAGCCUUGGGGGCUCAGCGAUUAUUUCACGACGUCAGCUAUGAACGACAACUUGUUGAUUCGUCGUUUGAGAUAUACCAAUUCGACGACCGAGUGUUGGUGUCAACGAGCCAGGACACAGGCUCACCAGGAACCAUGACGAUGAGCAGUAGCGGCAGUAGCCACAGUAACCGUAGCAGUAGUACUAGUAGUAGCACUCGGAGUAGUUUUAUCGGUGACUCUGCUGCGACAGCAGCAGUGGCAUCGACAGCAGCAGUGGCAUCGACAGCAGCAAGAGCAGCAGCAGCCUUCUACGAUUUUCGUCUGGCCCAUCCAUCUGAUUCUGUUGCUGCAGCUGCAUCUGGUGCUGCAGAUGAUUUUCCCAACGGUGUGUUUACCGAAGUGACAUUUUGCUAUUCGCCCACUUGUAUAUACGACGAUCGGCCCUGUUAUAGUUACUAUUGCCCCAAACGGAUCGCCGAGCGUCGCCGACAACAAAGCGUCGACUCAACACUGGAGAGAUCAUCGCUAUCAAUCAACACACUGCAGUAUCAGCGACCUAGCGAACUAUGGGUCAAUGUCGUUUCUAGGGAAGUCAGCGAUUCUGUCUCAAAAUCCGAAUGUAAACGACAAGAAGCAAUCUUCGAGCUCAUAUUUACCGAAGAAAACUUUAUCAAAACCAUUGAAUAUAUGUGGAUUGAACCGAUCAGAAUUUCCGAAGAUAUCAUUCCCGAUUCAAAAAACCGCGAAAACUUCAUUCAAGAUGCGUUUGCUAAUAUCAUGGAAAUAUACGACGUACACGUCCAGAUGCUUAGUGCCUUUCAAAGCAGACAGAAUGAAAGCUCUAUUGUAUCGACCAUUGGAGACGUAAUGCUCGAUUUCGUUGAUAGGUUCGAUCCUUUUAUUGAGUAUGGUGCCAGUCAGUACAAUGCCAAAUAUGUCCUAGAACAAGAACGAGCGAUUAACCGUGCGUACGCUGAAUUUGCCACAAAAACAGAAGAACACCCAGUAUCGCGGAAAUUGCCAUUAAAUGGCUACUUGUCUCAGCCAACCACACGAGUGGGUCGUUACAACUUGCUACUUGAGGGAAUUCUGAAGCAUACACCUUCGGAUAACCCGGACUAUGAAACGAUCCCCAAAGUCAUAGAAGCGAUCAAAAGUAUAUUGACGCGGAUGAAUUCUACAACUGGUAGAGCCAAGAACUGCUUUGAUUUGUAUCGAAUUAAUGCGCAUCUUCGCUUCAAGAAUCCAGCAGAUGUUAUUGACUUGAAACUGAAUGACGAAGAACGACAAAUCAUCAAGGAAGACAAGUUACGCAAGUCACAUAGUUUAGAGUCUACCGAGUUCCAAGUGCUUUUGUUUGAUCACUAUUUAGCGAUCGCCAGAGUCAAGAUUGAAAAUGCUGUACAACAUUAUACAAUUCAACGACCUCCAAUUCCUAUCGAGCUGUUAUCAGUUUCCAUUUCAGAACCAGGGAAAGGACGACGAUCCAAUGCUGUUUUACCUCAUUACUACAUACCAAGCGGAAACGCAGCAACUAUGGGCCCGCAUUUGGCCAUGCGCGGAUCCACAGACAGUGGCACUGGAGGUGUGGCGGCUGCAAUAAACGGUGGUGGAACAGCUGGCGGUGGCGGUGGCGGCGGCGGCGGAUUGAUCAGCUCAAGGUCGCAGUUCCCCAUCACUUUCACACACUUGGGACGAAAAGGCGCUGGUAGCCUGACGCUCUACUCAUCCUCUGUACCUGCACGAAAACCUUGGUUCGACAAAAUACGUGAUGUCCAGCUUCUGAAUAGCAUGCGUCGAGCAUUAUUUGCUCCAAUCCCAGCCGUUAAGGAACACCACUUUUUUGUUCUGACAAAAAUCAAUCACAUGGUUACCUUUAAUGAUGGAAGGCAAUAUGUGCUUGCAGCUGAAGAUGGCGUAUACGUUGGCCACACGGAGCGAUCCAGUAUACCUCGAAAAGUAUUGUCAAUCGAACGAGUUACACAAGUUGCUGUGCUGCCGUCAGCCCAAAAGCUUUUGGCUUUAUCCGAUCGAACGCUUUAUGAGUACGCUUUGUCUGUAGUGAACGGCAGUCCAAAAGACCGUCCACGAUCCAACAAAAUCAGAACACAUGUGCCAUUUUUCCAUGUCGGACUAUGUUUGAAACGACAUCUCGUAUGUGUUCCGCGUGUAUCGACACUUCAGACCACCAUUACGGUAUUUGAAGCACAACGACCCGAGGAAUAUCACAAAAAGCAUCUUAACAGAAGGGCAGAUGCACCAGGAAAGAUGCCAUCGCCACUCGAUGUGCCAUUAAAGCAGUUCUCGGUCUACGGUGUACCAAGUGAAGUCUGGGAGAUUGAACUAUCCAAAUCUUUGAUGCUGGUGACAACUUCUCGCGGUGUGAUCAUCCUGGAUAUGCGCGAUUCAAACAAAAUGUUUCGACCUCUUCUCAAUCAUGAAGAUCCUAUGCUUAGGUUCAUUACAGUUCGCGAGCGAGAUCAUUUGAUUCCUACAAGGAAGCGAAUCUCCAUGUUUCGUACUCCUGAAGCCCAACAUAUUGUGUGCUAUGACGAAUUCGCAUUCUAUAUCGACGGCCAAGGAAAUCGCGUGCGACCCGAAUUUCUGAUCGAAUGGGAAGGAUCACCAGAAGGAUUCGCGUUCAGCUACCCUUAUAUAAUGGCAUUCGAACCAUCCUUUAUUGAAAUAAGAAAUAUUUUUACGGGUGAGCGCGAGCAAGUUAUUCGCGGGAACAAUAUCAAAUGCUUGAGCCACCAUUAUGUUUAUCGAACGGAUAUCCCGAUGGUCUUUGGUAUGAUGACGGAUACAACAAACGAGUGUUAUCAGUAUAUCUUCCGACUUGAUCGAAUUACUCCUCAUCGAAAUAGUAGAACAUCGUCCAAAAUCAGCCGAUGA
This is a messenger RNA of Zychaea mexicana, 3318 nucleotides long. RefSeq lists its product as uncharacterized. Gene Ontology annotation, molecular function: guanyl-nucleotide exchange factor activity. Gene Ontology annotation, biological process: intracellular signal transduction. The record is from RefSeq and is a predicted model, not a curated record. NCBI's taxonomy places the organism in Eukaryota, Fungi, Mucoromycota, Mucoromycetes, Mucorales, Lichtheimiaceae. The transcript is spliced from 12 exons. The coding region runs from base 1 to 3318 and encodes 1105 amino acids.